Cooperia oncophora is the source of this 372-nucleotide messenger RNA. The record is from the annotation of a GenBank genome assembly. Lineage: Eukaryota; Metazoa; Nematoda; Chromadorea; Rhabditida; Trichostrongylidae.
AUGUCGUUAGUCGGUGUAUCGACAUCGACUUUAACAGAAUUCGAGCAGCAGUAUUCUCUUCAAACAGCUGAGGUGACAUCAACUAUAGCUCGCUUGCCGUCAUUGCCAGUAUCAGAACGACCAGCCAGUGUGCAAGCUGUACAACGUGUUCUGACAGAUGUGGCUGAACUACUGGAGCAGAUGGAACUCGCUGUGCGAGAUUUAGCUGCUGGAAGUGCUGAACGAACUAAAUACGAACUUCGCGUCAAGAGUUAUCGUAACGACAAACGUCUUUUGGACAGCGAGCUUGAGAAAGCCAUUAAGCGUCUACGCGAGGCUGCAGAUCGAGAUGAAUUACUCGCUUAUGAUGAAGCAGUGGAGAUGGACCAACAG